UCCCUGGAUGAAAAUGGCUUCUCCUUGCAGGAGGAGCCCCACCAUCUGCGGUGGCCUUCUUCUCCUCUUAGCUUUCGUGGCCGAGACGGCCCAGGGCGGCGCCGGCGCGUCAGCUCCGGCGCUGUACGUGCUCGGCGACUCGCUGGCGGACGUCGGCAACAACAACCACCUGGUGACGCCGUUCAGGGCGAACUUCCCGCACAACGGCGUCGACUACCCGGGGCACCUGGCCACCGGCAGGUUUAGCAACGGCCACAACCUAGCAGACUUCAUAGCUGCUAGUCUCGGUCUUCCCUCCCCUCCAGCAUACCGCUCCCUCGGCAACACCAUCUCACGAAACCACUCCAUAUUUCUGAAGGGUGUAAACUUUGCUUCCGGGGGUGCAGGAGUCUUAGACGGCACAAACAAGGGCCUGACAAUUAGCUUCGACGAACAAAUCGAGCGCGACUACUCCACCGUUUACGGAGGACUGGUGCAGCAGCUCGGCCAGGCUCAGGCCUCGAUCCACGUGGCGCGAUCGAUCUUCGCCGUCGGCAUCGGCGGCAACGACAUCGCAGCCCGCGUAUUGUCAGGCCCCGCAGAUCAGCGGCAGAUGAGCUCCGACGAGCAGUUCAUCGGCUCGUUGGCGCAGUCCCUGAGACGCAAACUGCAGAGGAUGUACAAGCUGGGCAUGCGCAGGUUGUUCUUCGUCGGCACCGGGCCGCUCGGGUGCUACCCGCUGCUGCGGCAGCGGAGCCUCGCCAUGGAGUGCGACGCGGAGGCGAGCUCUCUGUCAGUGCGGUACGGCGCCGCGGCGGCCGCCAUCCUGCGCGCCAUGAGCACGCGGCGCCCGGGCUUCCGGUACUCCUUCUUCGACCAGUACACGGCGCUGCUCGGGUACAUUCAGGAGCCAGAAGCGAAUGGCUUUGCUGAAGCGAAAGCGGCGUGCUGUGCCCUGGGGAACGGCACUGCCUUGUUGAUAUGCACACCGGCGAACGCUCUCUGCGCCGACAGGGCCAGCCAUGUCUUUUGGGACGGCGCCCAUCUCACGGACGCCACCACGGAGAAGCUGGUGGCGGUGGCCUUCAACGGGUCCGCGCCUAUGGUUUCGCCGGUGAAUUUGGAAGAGCUUAGUAUGUAAUGUACUGAACCAACUUAAGAAUAAUGGUGUGAGGCAACUAUAUAUACCUUAUAGAAAAAAGGAUGAAUUUCCAGAAUUUGCAAUGGUACACCUCCAGCAGGGCAAUCAUUUUAUGUGAUUGGAAAUUCAAAGUGACUGCUAAUAUGUAUUCAAUCAACCUCAUAAUUAAUAUUGGUAGCUACUACCAUUUUUUA
Panicum virgatum (switchgrass) is the source of this 1314-nucleotide messenger RNA. Its product is annotated as GDSL esterase/lipase At5g55050-like. NCBI's taxonomy places the organism in Eukaryota, Viridiplantae, Streptophyta, Magnoliopsida, Poales, Poaceae. The transcript has 5 exons. The record is from RefSeq and is a predicted model, not a curated record. Gene Ontology annotation, molecular function: hydrolase activity, acting on ester bonds. Bases 8 to 1120 code for a protein of 370 amino acids.